AUGGACAAACGCCCGCCGAAAAAACAGCCCAAAAAGCAAGUAGAACAGGGCACCACGGUGUCCGACAUGUUCGCGGCAUCCCGCGCCCUGAGAUCCACUCCUCAAGAUGGCGGAUGGCUUGAACAGCAGGUGGAGUCCACGGUUGUGGCCCACAACACUGCUACAUCCUAUAUCAACAAGCUGUCCUCGAGGCUAACGAUGGCGGAGACCACCCUAGAUGAAAUAGGGAAUAGAUCCCGAAGGAAUAAUAUUCGGCUGCGGGGCCUACCUGAAAGGGAAGGAGAGGGUUCCCUGAUGGAGGUAGUAACCGCAAUUCUAAAACCACUCAUACCGGAGGUGCCAGAACAACAAUGGCACAUUGAAAGGGCCCAUAGGGCACUCCGCCAAAAGCGGGCAGAAGAUAAACGCCCGAGAGAUAUUAUAAUUAAAUUUCUCUAUUUCCAGACAAAGGAGGCCCUAAUGAAACGCAGCCGGGAGGGCACGAUUAAAUAUGGAGAAGUGGAACUCGCCUUAUACCAGGAUUUAACGCCGGCGACCCUCCAGAAGCAGCGAUCAUGGCGUCCGGUGACGGAGAUUCUGCAGAAGCAUAGGGUGAGGUACGCAUGGGGCUUCCCCUUUCGACUCCUGACAUUCCAUGAAGGGCGCACCAAGACUCUAAACACCGAUGGCGAUCCAGGAGAGUUUCUACGGAGCCUGGGGAUCUAG
Messenger RNA from Pelobates cultripes (western spadefoot toad), 705 nucleotides. The record is from the annotation of a GenBank genome assembly. NCBI's taxonomy places the organism in Eukaryota, Metazoa, Chordata, Amphibia, Anura, Pelobatidae.